AUGCUUGGUGAUGAUCCUCGUGCAAAAUUAUCAUGGCCCUCUUUGAUUGAAAAACGUGGUGGUGGUGUGCUACCUUGUUUUCCUGGUCCACAGAGCCAGUGCCACAUGGGUUCCAGUACUUCACAUAACUGGAAAGCUGAUGAGAAAACCCCUUCAGGCUCUCAGAUAAUCCAGAUAAAGGAUGCUAACAGUGACUUGGAUUCACAGCAGCUAACUCAAUCAGGACUUCUUGUAGCAAGAAAGAAGCGAGUCCAUGCACAGUUCAAUGACCUUCAAGACUGUUAUAUGCAAAGGCGACGGUCCUCGACAAGACAAUCCCAAAAAAAGGAUGAAAGAGACAGAAGAGAAGGUUACAGCACAGGGCUUGAAGAUUUUCAGACUGUGCUCUCAACCUUUACACGAUACAGUCGGUUGCGGGUUGUUGCAGAACUUAGGCAUGGAGAUCUUUUUCACUCUGCCAAUAUUGUUUCAAGUAUAGAAUUUGAUCGUGAUGAUGAACUCUUUGCUACAGCUGGAGUUUCACGGCGUAUCAAAGUGUUUGAAUUUUCAUCGGUGGUGAAUGAACCAGCAGAUGUCCCAUGUCCUAUUGCAGAAAUGUCCACUCGUUCCAAGCUCAGUUGUCUCAGCUGGAACAAGUACACAAAAAAUCACAUAGCCAGUAGUGAUUAUGAGGGUAUAGUGACUGUUUGGGAUGUGACCACCCAUCAGAGUGUGAUGGAGUAUGAGGAGCAUGAAAAACGAGCAUGGAGUGUUGAUUUUUCACGUACUGAACCCUCCAUGCUUGUAUCCGGGAGUGAUGACUGCAAGGUCAAAAUUUGGUGCACGAAUCAAGAAGCCAGUGUUCUUAACAUUGACAUGAAAGCUAACAUAUGUUCGGUCAAGUACAAUCCUGGAUCUAGCAUCCACAUAGUAGUGGGCUCAGCUGACCAUCACAUCCAUUAUUAUGACUUGAGAAAUACAAGUCAACCAGUGCAUAUUUUCAGUGGGCACAGGAAAGCUGUUUCAUAUGUCAAAUUUUUGUCCAACAGUGAACUAGCUUCUGCAUCUACUGACAGCACAUUACGCUUGUGGGAUGUUAAGGAAAAUAUCCCACUGCGGACUUUUAGAGGGCACACAAAUGAAAAGAAUUUUGUGGGUCUUACCGUGAACAGCGAAUACAUUGCUUGUGGUAGUGAAACAAAUGAAGUCUUUGUCUAUCAUAAGGCUAUUUCAAAACCAGCUGCUUGGCAUAAAUUUGGUUCAGAUGUACAGGAUGCGGAUGAAGAUGCAGGAUCUUACUUCAUUAGUGCCGUGUGUUGGAAAAGUGACAGCCCGACAAUGUUGACCGCAAAUAGUCAAGGGACUAUAAAAGUGCUUCUAUUGGCUGAAUAACUUCUAGAACGAUAGUGAUGAAAGAUGAGAAAUUUGUCUGCGUUAAGUUUCUUGCUAUAAGAGAAGACUACAUCGUAAAACUGGACUGAUUCUCGUAUUGCAAAAUUAAAAAAGGAUGUGACUCAGGACCUUUGGUUCUCUUUUUAAGCCUACUCUUUGGUUGUGAAUUCUAAAUUCGCUGGCUUAAGAAGA
Messenger RNA from Coffea eugenioides, 1563 nucleotides. Its product is annotated as E3 ubiquitin-protein ligase COP1-like. Gene Ontology annotation, molecular function: protein binding; ubiquitin protein ligase activity. NCBI's taxonomy places the organism in Eukaryota, Viridiplantae, Streptophyta, Magnoliopsida, Gentianales, Rubiaceae. The transcript is spliced from 10 exons. Gene Ontology annotation, biological process: proteasome-mediated ubiquitin-dependent protein catabolic process. The record is from RefSeq and is a predicted model, not a curated record. The coding region runs from base 1 to 1371 and encodes 456 amino acids.